Molecule: messenger RNA, 2695 nt
Organism: Lycium barbarum (goji berry)
Lineage: Eukaryota; Viridiplantae; Streptophyta; Magnoliopsida; Solanales; Solanaceae
Product: mediator of RNA polymerase II transcription subunit 19a-like
Exons: 7
Coding region: 237-890 (217 amino acids)
Biological process (GO): positive regulation of transcription by RNA polymerase II
Cellular component (GO): mediator complex
Molecular function (GO): transcription coregulator activity; transcription factor binding
Source: RefSeq, a predicted model, not a curated record
AAUACGAUGUCCCAAUAAUAAUGCCUUUUUCUUCUGUCCCGACCCAAUCCGCGAAAUUGCAAAAUUAGGGUUCCGUCAGCCUUACGGGUUAAUUUUCAAACCCUAAGCCCUAAAUUGAUUAUUGAUUCAAUUGGAGAGAAGAAGAGUUUCGUGCUUCGUGGAGCCUAAUUUACCUAUUGGAUAUCCUUCCGUUUGAUUGAGAAAUAAUGCUCUACUCAUUUACUGGGAGCUAAUUGAUGGAUCCAGAUAUCAAGAAUUUUGGAAGAGGGCCACGAGAACUCACAGGUGCUCGCGAUCUUAUUAGUCACUUCAAGUUGUUGCCUCAUUACGAGUUCUUUGGUAAGAAGUCACUUCCGUUAUCAAUUUCCGAUACACAUUAUCUUCACAAUGUGGCUGGAGACACAGCAAUUAGGAAAGGUGAGGAGAUGCAGUUGGAUCAGCUCACACAGGAUGCUUCCUUUUCAAGAGAGACUAGUUCAUGCAUCCGGCCCUUUGAUUUAGAUGUCCUUAGAGAAGCCUUCCAACUACGUGAAACGGCUCCUGUCGAUUUGUCUCCGUCUGACAAAGGCAUCCCCACUAUAGCUGGAAAAUCUAAAAAUGAGAUGAAAGACCAGGAGAAGAAGCCCAAAAAGCACAAGGAUAAAGACAAGGAGAAGGACAAAGAGCAUAAGAAGCAUAAACAUCGUCAUAAAGAUAGGAGUAAAGACAAGGACAAAGAGAAAAAGAAAGAUAAAAGUGGCCGCCAUGAUCCUGGUGCCGAGCAUUCGAGGAAACAUGAGAAGAAAAGGAAGCAUGACGAGGAGGAUCUUAACGGUGUCCACAACUACAAGAAAAGCAAGCACAAGAGCUCAAAGAUUGAUGAGACUGGUGCAAUAAAGGUUGCCGGCUGAAAUGUGCAUGUGGUUCUAUAAUUGAUAUUGUCCUCAGAUUUUGCAAUUGAGAACUUGGAGGGUUCCUUUACUCGCAAUUGUGAAAUAUCAUUCAUGUCCUGAUAUAUCCCAUUAAUUGAGGAACUUUAUGGCAUGCACUGGUGUUGCCAUCUUUAUCUUUAUUUGAGUGAGACUGUUCCUUGGAAGUCAUGGCUGGCCAGAUGCGUCGAACGUUUUUGCGCAUUCAUGAGUGCAGUCUGGCGUUUUUGAUUUAUAUAAUUCAAUUUUUUUUCCUUUUCUGAAAUAACCACCUUGGAAAAAGUAGGCAUGCAUCUAGCCUGGUUUCGACAGUGAUAAAGGAGCAGUAUCUGCAUGGCUGACAAACAUUUUCCUGCAUGUUUUGGAAAUCAAAUCAAUUUGUCUCCUCAUGGAAGUCAGGUGGAACUAUCUUAUACUCCAUUCAUUUUAUCUCUUGUUUAAGAUUUUGGCACAACCAUUGAGAAAACCAUUUGAUAAUUAAUCAUAAGGGGUAUUUGACUAAAUUACCUAUAUCUCUUUCUCAAAUGGUUAAUUAACUACUAUAUCUGCCUUCUUGGAGUAUUAAGUGUGGAAUUGGAAAAAGAAUUUAACAUUGUUCUUGGUUUCCUAGAACGACAAAUAUAUUGGAACAAUUUUUUUUUUUUUUUGGCUAAAGUGACGAAUAAAAAGCAUCGAAUGGAGUGGUAAAAGUAAGUGUACAAUUUUCUUUUCAUAGAUCGAUAUCUCGUUAAAUAGAUACUCACAAAGAAAAUAUACCCCAAAAGUGGGUUCAACAUUCACAAAACAAAGUACAAGAAAGCCUAUCUUGGAGUUUUUAAACAUUCAUGAAGAAGUUUGCGGUUAGAGAUUCAUCUUCAUCCAGCAAAGAGAUGGAGGAAAAUGUGGUAUUGGUGCAUGGCUGCAGCCUCAAACUCGUCAUGAUAAGUUGGAUACAUGAUCAUGGAAGUGUCUUGGAUGCACUGUCCUUGAGCAUAAGAUGUAAAACUUUGUCUAUGCUGUCCUGAAUGUGCUGGAGAUAUGAGGUGAAACUGGCCAAUGCUAGUUGGAAAAGGACGCAAGUUUCUAAACCACACUGGAGUGCUGCUUACAUCCAAUAAAGAAAAGCAAUAGAAGUAAUCAAAUGAUAUGCCAAACUCCAAGAAUAGCUCUGGAUGGAUUUAGUUAUGACCCUUCUUUGGCAGAAGUAAUUCUUUCUUGUAAAGAACUUAUUUCGGUACUCAGGGUCGGUCGAUAACCCACGACGGAAGGAAUAUAUUGGACUAGACUCCUUAUGUAGAUGUAGUGGAUAAGCUCUAUGUGUUGGGAUAGGCGUUCGGAUUGGAACAACUAUUUUAAGAGUGUGCUGAAUCCAACCAUUGCACGUUGCCCCUUUGGCUAAAUCACCACUUCAGGCUAACCCUUUUGCCUGGCUCGCACUUACUCAAGUUAGAGUUUUGCACAUGUCCGCUUGUGUAGUUGCUGUGUAUGAUUCAAUGUUUCCCUCUUUUGAAGGGUCUAAUCUCAAGGCCCAGACUUAACCAUUUUGAGCUCUGGGUAAUAAGAUCAGAAGAUCGACUCAAAACACAUUAAGCAUCUGCAGAGAAAGGGUGAUGACUAUAUGUAUUAUGUGAUGACUUCUAAUUGUCACGAAUCAAUUUUCUUCUUGUAUAUAUUAGGAUAGAAUGAGAACAAGUAACUCUUUCCUUGAUGAAAUCAAGGUUAAUGUUCAGUUUAUUUUGGCCAACUUUAUUGGCAUUGGGACUUCAUUGAGUUAAUUGUUAAAUAUUCCAAGUGUACAAGUUGGGACU